This is a messenger RNA of Eimeria mitis, 630 nucleotides long. RefSeq names its product cytochrome c, putative. Gene Ontology annotation, cellular component: mitochondrial intermembrane space. Gene Ontology annotation, biological process: mitochondrial electron transport, cytochrome c to oxygen; mitochondrial electron transport, ubiquinol to cytochrome c. The record is from RefSeq and is a predicted model, not a curated record. Gene Ontology annotation, molecular function: heme binding; electron transfer activity. Lineage: Eukaryota; Apicomplexa; Conoidasida; Eucoccidiorida; Eimeriidae. Bases 1 to 630 code for a protein of 209 amino acids. The transcript has 6 exons.
AUGUCUCGCUGGAAGAAGUUCGACGACGACGAUGUACCGGACGACUUUGUGUUGCCUCCUGGCGACGUGGUUCGGGGCCGCUUACUCUUCAAAAAACACUGCGCGCAGUGCCACGUUAUAGAGAAGGACCAGGCAGUCAAAACAGGCUGCACCCUGCUGGGUCCCAGUCUAUACGGGGUGUAUGGGCGUACAGCCGGGUCAGCCCCGCGCACUUCUCUCAUCGACUCCUCGCAAGCAAUCAAAGACUCAGGCAUCGUCUGGACUGACAUUACGCUGAUGCGCUAUCUUAAAAACCCUCGCCAGUUUACGCAGCACCCCCUCAGCAUGAACUUUAGGGGGCUUGACAACUGGCAGGACCGCGUGGACUUGAUAUGGUAUAUGAAGGGUUUAGAAUUGAGGGACCGCGUGGAUUUAAUAUGGUAUAUGAAGGCUGCAUGCGAGGACAAGACAGACGGCCUCAAGGAGGGUCUCUACUCUAUGCGCAGCAAGCAGCAGCAGCAGCAGCAGCAGCAGCAGCAGCAGCAGCAGCAGCAGCAGCAUCCAGCAGGCGGAGCAGCAACAGCAACAGGGGGCCCCAUGGGGGGCCCCACAGGCAACCCCUAUGGGGGGGGCCCCCCUGAGACAAGAUAG